AUGAUGGGGUUUCCAAUUGUUUUUCCCUUCCACACCACUGUAAACUCUGCUUCAAGAACCACACUACAGGAUAUAGAAAAGCCAUUCCAGCUUCAUCACCAAAAGAAGAGAAUGGCCAUGGCCAGUGCAACAACUCCAGCCACAAUCACUGUUGUGGGAAGCUCAAGUGUUGGCAGCACAAGGAGAAGGGAGAGGACUGUGCAGUUCAUCGGAGGGAUCAAUUCUUUUGGGGGGUUGAAGGCUCAGAACAGUGUGACAUCAUUAGGCCUCCCUGUGUGCACUGAGCAGUGCUUUGCAAAGGUGGUGAGCUCAUUGAAAUAUCCAUCUAAUGGCAGAAGAGGAGGUGCUGCCUCCUCAACAUGCAAUGCUGCUGGUGAGAUUUUCCAAAUUGCUGCCAUCAUGAGUGGGCUUGUUCUUGUUGGGGUUGCAGUAGGAUUUGUCCUUCUUCGAAUUGAAGCAUCUGUGGAAGAGGCUGAGUGA
Molecule: messenger RNA, 480 nt
Organism: Sphenostylis stenocarpa
Lineage: Eukaryota; Viridiplantae; Streptophyta; Magnoliopsida; Fabales; Fabaceae
Source: the annotation of a GenBank genome assembly